CUGUAUAUCCGUAUACAGUAACCCUUAUCUGGCUCAGCACGUGAUCACUUCCGAGCACAUAGUCAGACUGCGUCACAUGCUCAGAGCAAGCUUCAGAUAAGAGGCUCGAGUAAGAAAAUUGAAACGCAUACAUCAUCAUUCAGUUCAUGCACUAAUUGCGCUGAGUGAAUUCAUAUAAUUUUGAUCUUGUGUCCAGUGCAAUAAUUUGUAAUAAAGGGGAGAAACAUAAUGAACGAAGAGAAGCCACCACCAUAUUUCAGCGGACCUUAUGGAGCGACCGGAACUAAUGGGUUGCCUCCAGGUCAUCUAAGGCAAUUCCGCCAUUUUCAUCAACAGCCGCUGUCACAGCCGCCGCCGUCACAGCCGCCAAAGUGGCGGCCACUUUUUUUCCAGCUCAAAAGUGGCGGCUGUGACGGCGGCUGUCGAUGA
Molecule: messenger RNA, 429 nt
Organism: Notodromas monacha
Lineage: Eukaryota; Metazoa; Arthropoda; Ostracoda; Podocopida; Cyprididae
Source: the annotation of a GenBank genome assembly